Messenger RNA from Thunnus maccoyii (southern bluefin tuna), 2790 nucleotides. It is a transcript of the gene las1l, whose product is annotated as LAS1 like ribosome biogenesis factor. NCBI's taxonomy places the organism in Eukaryota, Metazoa, Chordata, Actinopteri, Scombriformes, Scombridae. Gene Ontology annotation, cellular component: Las1 complex; preribosome, large subunit precursor. The record is from RefSeq and is a predicted model, not a curated record. Gene Ontology annotation, biological process: maturation of LSU-rRNA; maturation of 5.8S rRNA. The transcript has a single exon. Gene Ontology annotation, molecular function: endonuclease activity. The coding region runs from base 189 to 1901 and encodes 570 amino acids.
AAAAGGAGCCGAAGAAAGGGUCAUUUCCGGGAUGCGAUACAAUCGGGAGCUUCGCAUUGCAGUAUAAAGCUAUUUUGUACUAUAUUGAGGAGAGUGACUGUCAAAGGACACCAGUUUCUCGGUACUGAAGCUCUUUAUAUGUACAAAGUGUCACCGUAAGUCUACCGUACUCCUCCUCCUCUGUUAAAAUGAAGAAAAAAAGCUCGGAGAAGAAGCGCCAUGUGGUAGCAUGGGUCAACAAAGCUGAGUGGGAUCAGAUGCUGGAGUAUCUUUACUCCCAGGACUCCGGCUUACAGAGGUAUGCACUGCAGAGGAUAUCAGCUUGGAAAGGCAGGUAUGCCAGCAGCACACCUGUGGCAGUGGACUGCACAGCGGACCUGGUGAGGUGCCAGGUGCUGGACAGGUCAGGAGAGCUGGCCGGAGCUGACCUGGUUCUGCUGUAUGGAACGGCCCUGGUGAGGUUUGUCAACCUGAUCACUGAACGUCAGCAGGGGAAAGUUGCUCGGCCACUGCGGCGGCUGGCUGGGAACUUGAACAUCCCAGAGUGGGUUGUAGACCUGAGGCAUGAUUUCACACACCGGAAGCUCCCUACCUUGAAAUGGUGUAGAAAGGGAUGUAAGGUGGUUCUGGAGUGGCUCCAGCAGGAGUACUGGUCCAGACAGUUGGGAGGAGGACCUAAUGAGGAUUGGGAAUCACAGUCGGAUGGAGAGGAUGAAGAGAUUGACCUAAAACGGCAGGAGGAUGAGGUCAUUGCAAGGCAAAAAGAAAUGGAAGCCUACAAGAAUGCACGGGAACUUCUGAUAUCUUUUGAAAAUGAAAAAUUCAAGGCUUUUGACAGGCUUCCCGGAGACAAAGAGAAGAGCUUGUGGCCAGCCCCCUUUGCAGAAAUGAGCUGGAUACUUGGUGAGAUCAAGCAGUUUUCUGUGGAAUCAAGUGAUUUGCUGGUUGAUGUGCUGUUGGAAGAUGGAUUUCUCAUUCCUACUGUUGAACAACUGGAAACAUUAGGCUGUGACACCUCUGACAACGCCAGUCCCAGACUCCCUCAGACAUUCCUGCGUUUUUGGCUUCCCCUCCUGAAGAUGCUCAAUUCGCCAUCCUUUAUUCACCUCCUUCUAGAGAAGCUCUUUGUUGAACUGAAGCUUCUCUCCAAAGAGCAGAAUAAUCACAGGGCUUUCUACAUUUCUGCUUGGAUUUCAGAAAUCAUCCUCAGCAACAGCAACAAAUUUGAAUAUCAUUUUGAAACAAAGGCACAGAGGAAAGCCAGAGUGAAGGACAGGAUUUUUGUGAACCGCAUCCAGCUGAGGUGGCAGCAGCUGCUUUCUGCAUGUCUGGAUGCUCCCUGUAUCGGCACGCCUCACUUGCUCCAGCUAAUCCUGGAUGACAUGGAGCAUCCUCUUCCUCAGGAGACUCAACAGAGGCUGCUCCAGCUCUGCUCCAUCUACACACAGACGGCACACUCAGAAUGUGAUCCAUUCCCAGAGCAGAAGCAACAGCCAAUAUACACACUGGAGAGUUUGCAUGAGAAGCUGCAGCGUUCAAGGUGCCACAGCCAUUCAUCUCUGGCUGAAUUUGCAAGGGGCAAGUCCUCCCAGGAGUACAAAUGGUCAGAUGUACAGGCUGAAAAAGAGAAGUUGCUCAGAGGUUCUCCGUGGCAGCUGUGUGUUGAUAAAGUUUUAUGGAAGAAUUAUCCUCUUGGUAAAGUCCCCGGACAGUCAGAUGACCCUUCGUGCCUCAUGGUGGGCAACUACUCAACAAUGACUGUCUUUGACCAGCCAGUGGAGUUGGAGAGCAUCGCACCACACAACAUCCCAGGAGCCUCGGCACCAUUGAGAACAACUGACGGUCUCCUUUGGAACCACAGUGACGUCAGCAAGUUGAAAUCUGGACUGCAACUUUUCUGAGUCAUGUUAUAAUGCUGUGAAAUAUAAGCCUGUAGCUUCUUGUGCUCUCUGUGGUUUUGACAGUUGGGGGGAAAAAAGGAAACAAACUGUUCAAAAUACAUUAACGUCAGUACCGGAUAGCUUGUUGUUAAAUGCACAUUGUUGGUGGAUAAAACAAAUUGUUGCUUUUCUCUGUUUUGCAGCUAAUAAUUAUUAUUUGGUUAUCAAUCUGCUUAUUAUUUCCUGGAUAAUUGAUAUUUCUAUAAGAUGUCAGAAAAUACUGAAAAAUGCCAAUUUUAAUUUCCUGAAACUUCCCGAGACUUUCAGCUUACUAUCAUACAUGAUACAGAAAAGCAUCAGAUUCACAGAUUUAAGAAGCUGGAACUAAAGACUAAGACAUUUUUGUUUAAUAAAUGAAACAAAGAACUGACUGUUAAAAGAGUUUCAGAUUAAUUUCCUUUCAACUAAUCAAUCAUCUAAUUGCAUAAGCUCUGAUGUCAUUGUAAAUGUAAAAUCUUUGGAGUUUUUUGACAUUUUAUAGACAAAAUGAUAAAUCAGUGAAUUGAGAAAAUAAUCAGCAGAUUCAUUGAUAUUGACAUGUUUUAUGUUGUCUGCAGUAUUUUCAAUAUGUGGCAAAAGUGAAACGAUCUUUUAUUGUAAGGCAAGAAUAGGAGGUAGAUCUGGGAUAUGGUUCAUUCAUCAUGAUGGUGUAUUAAAAGCACAGUGUUUUUUAUUGCACCUUUCAUUGUUAACACAGUUUUCAGUCUCUAUGAAGGGUUUUGGAGUAGAUGCCUUUCAGUUGUAACCCCUCUAUGGGAGAUAUUGUUGUAAUGACAACAGCAGGAGGUGGUUUUGUGUAACACAUUUUUCUUGUACGCACUUGUAUUCAAUAAAACCCUUUCUCACUGAA